AUGACGGAUUAUAAUGCGCUCAAGGUCCCGGAGCUCAAGGCCAUACUGGGCCAGCGAAAGCUCCCGCAGACAGGAAACAAGCAAGCGCUAAUCGCGCGACUACAAGAGGAUGACGACAAGGCCGCCGCUGGUAGUGAGGAGGCCAAGCCAGAAGCCGCCAAGCAGGACGAAAUCAGCUACAGCGACGACGAGCCCGCCGCAUCCAAGCCCGCUGCCGCAGCAGAGCCAAAGCCCGAAGAGCCAGCCAAGGAGGAGGUCCCCAAGGAGGAGGUCCCGGCUCCCGCCGACGCCGACGCCGACGCUGCCGCUGCCGCUGAAAAGACGGACGCUGCCGAGCCCGCCGAGCCCGCGCAAUCGUAUGCCAUCGGUCUCGCGUCAACCGCCGCCGACGAGGAGGCCAAAAAGCGUGCGGAGCGAGCCAAGCGGUUCGGCAUCGAAGAGGACGAGGAUGCCAAGAGGCGCGCAGACCGCGCGAAGCGCUUCGGCCUCGACCAGAACGAACUCUCCUCCAGCCUGGACUCGGCGCUGCCGGAACGCCGACUGAAGCGCGGCCGCGGCCGCGACGGCGACAACCGCCCGGCGAAGCGUCAGAGUCUCGACGGGAGAGGACGCCCCGGCAGAGGUCCCCGGCAGGGAGGGAACAAGGAGCGCGGCGAAAGGGCCGUGCUGGACGACGCCGUCGAGAGGACCAAGGCCGAGAAGAGAGCUGCCAGGUUCGCGGCUGCCUAG
Messenger RNA from Metarhizium brunneum ARSEF 3297, 729 nucleotides. RefSeq lists its product as uncharacterized. Gene Ontology annotation, cellular component: nucleus. Lineage: Eukaryota; Fungi; Ascomycota; Sordariomycetes; Hypocreales; Clavicipitaceae. The record is from RefSeq and is a predicted model, not a curated record. Gene Ontology annotation, biological process: poly(A)+ mRNA export from nucleus.